Messenger RNA from Ictalurus furcatus (blue catfish), 3078 nucleotides. RefSeq names its product NKD inhibitor of WNT signaling pathway 2b (gene nkd2b). Gene Ontology annotation, biological process: negative regulation of Wnt signaling pathway. Gene Ontology annotation, molecular function: calcium ion binding. The record is from RefSeq and is a predicted model, not a curated record. Lineage: Eukaryota; Metazoa; Chordata; Actinopteri; Siluriformes; Ictaluridae. The transcript has 10 exons. Gene Ontology annotation, cellular component: cytoplasm. The coding region runs from base 422 to 1744 and encodes 440 amino acids.
CGUGCCUUCGCGCGCGCUCUUGCUUCAGCCAAUAGGACGCCACUGACGGUUUGGCUAAGUCGGGGGCGGGGUGUUGGGCUGCGAGAUCAGAGGACACGCUCUAAAUAACGCCUUACAUCUCAUACGUGUGCACUUCUUUGAGCGGGGAAAUGACAGCACGUGCUCCCUAUGUAGUGCACUUUGUUUUUUUAAUUAGUGACUAUAUAGCAUUGAACCGUUCUGUUUCAGCCUCCGCAGGUUGCAGUGAAGGUUCUCGGGCAUUCGGAGCGACGGAGGAGCGUCGGAUCCGAGUGAAGCGGCGAUGUAUUUCCUGACGUAGCUUUCUGUAUAAGUUAUAUUUCUUACAUGAAAUAAAUGAAUUUAAAGAAAUCUCCUCAAGCUUCAAAUACGUCUUUGGAUAAACAUUGGAGCUUUUUAAUGAAUGUUAUUUUGGUCCGUGGGACAUAAUGUGAAACAUCCUAAAGCGGAAAGACUCGAGGAUUACUGCUUAACUGGAGUCAGUGAAAUAGUUUAUUUGAAAGAAAUGGGUAAACUUCAGUCCAAGCACGCCUGCAAACGGAGAGAAAACCCUGAAGGGGACAGUUUUGUAGUGAGUGGGUUUCUUUCAAAAAGAGGAGGAGAAAGUGAGAGGUCCGAGCAAAAGACAAGGCACAUUCAGGACUUAGACAACAGUGAGUUUAAGGAUGGACAGUUUGGAGACCACCACUGCCCCCUAGAGGUGGUCCUGCCUCCUGAGAAGGCGGAGGGCUGUGAAAGCUUCGUGCAGUUUGUGAACGGUGAGGAAGGAGAGAGAGAGAGCAAUAAAGCAAAGAAACGCAUCAGUCUGAAUGAGCUGGAGUGUGACGUGUCCGUGGAGGACGAUAACAGGCAGGAGUGGGUCUUCACCCUCUAUGACUUUGACAACAGCGGCAAAGUGACCAAAGAGGACAUGUCGAGUCUGAUGCACACUAUCUACGACGUAGUGGACGCCUCAGUAAACCAGUCGUGCCACAGUAAGAGCAAAACGUUGCGUGUGAAGCUGACUGUUACGCCUGAGCCCAGCCCCAGGCGGAGAGAACACACCACACACACCGGGACAGAAAGGGACUGGAGCUGUAGCCGCGUGGACGCCACGCAGCAGGAAGAGGUGCGCGGGGGAGACAAACGCCACUCUACACACAUGAGGGACUCUCUGGAGAGGAAUCAUUACUGCGUGGAUGAGAACACAGAGAGGAGGAAUCACUACUUGGACCUGGCCGGCAUCGAGAACUACACCUCCAGAUUCGAAACCACAGUGCCCCCUACAGUGCAUCAGGAAAACAUAUCCCGUCCUUCUCACUCUCAGAGCCGCUCACGCUCCCACGAGCCGGACUCGCACUCCCAGCAGCGCCGUUCGCAGCUCAUCAGCGAUCACUGCGGCUCUCGUGCCCUCCACCCCACAAGACCUCCUAAAGGGGCGUCUAAAGGGGGCGGGACCACCCCGACGAGGGCCAGCAAGUGUUACGGGCAUCACGGAGGGCAGGACGUGUAUCACCUGCCUCAGCAGAGCCAGCCUCAGCUGCACACACACUCCCAGCACCCCCUGCAACACAGCCACAGCAAGAGGCUGAGGUCCAGAACACAGAGUAAACACACACCACAGUCACCUGAUCGGGAACACACGCACGCCGCAGGAUUCGUGGUACCCAUGGUGCAACGGCACGAGCAUCAUCACCACCACGAGCAUCACCAUCAUCAUCACUAUCAUCACUACCAUCAGACAUGAUCAUGCACACACACACACACACAUACACAUACACACUCAUAUACACACACAUGUAGUGUGUCCUAAUCAUGUCAAAACCACGGACAGAUCAAGGCUUCUAGAAAACUGUGGAAAUCAGAUGUUUAAAGAUGGACACUUCGCUCACAUUUGCACACUUUUCCGACACUCCACGUGCGUGCCGUCGUAUUACAUACUCCAGGUAUUCUUCUCUUAUCCAGUCUCAGGUGAAAGCUGCUGCUGUUAAAGCUUUUCAGAGAAACAGCUACUUUUCUCUCGGUUACCUGCUGUGGACUGAGGGAUCUCCUUCUUACCAGGGUACACAUCACCACUGCCAGUUAAUGCAAAAAUAUAUCCCUUUAUGUAUGAAAAUGUAUGACUAUAAACAUUUAUUGUUUAAUUAUACAGACACCAUAUGCAUAUUUAUCAUGAUCAAUAUGUAUGCGUAUAUAUUUUAUCCUGUUUUUAUACAUAUUUUAAUAAAAUACUUCAUAUGCACAUCUCUGCUUGAGUUAAUUCAUUAGAUCUGAUGUCCUCAUAACCCAUAGUUCCCUUUAAGUGGGGUCCAUGAAAAAAUAUCAUUUCAAUUUGAAUUUAACUGCAAUUGUAAUAAAACCAGGGAAAGUUCUAAGUAUUUUUUUAUUUAUAUUUUUAUGUAGUUGUUUGACAUGAUUUUUUUUUUUGUGGAGGUACAGCCACACAAAGCACUUUGAGAAUCUGUAAGUAUUCAUAACCAUAAAGACUAUAGGUUAAUACUGUUUGGAGAAAUGCUUAAAUGUUUUGGUUUAUUUAAUGUUCACAUCAAACAGAAUGGGGGAAAAAUUUUCUCUCUGUGACUUUAACCGUGGCACGAUUGUUGGUGCCAGACGGGCUGGUUUGAUUUUUUCUACUGCUGAGCUAAAAAAAAAAUUUUUUUAAGUAAAAUUAUACAAAUUCAAUAACUUUUUGACUGUAUGAGUUACACAUGUAAAACCAAAUGCAGUAUGAUACAGUCUAUUAUUGCUACCAGCUACAGCAAAUAGAUGUUUAAAAACUCAGUUUUAAUGUUUUUUUAAUUUUGCUAAAAAAAAAAAAAAGAAAGAAUUUAAAUUCAAUAACUUUUUAUUUGUAGGAGUUACACAUGUACACAUCUUGCCACUGCCAUUUAAUAUUUUCAUUUCAUGUCAUCAGUAUCUUAACUAGUUUCCUAUCACAAAAUGGUUUCAAAUAAAAAAAAGGGAUGUAGAGGUAUAUGUAUAUGAACCUGUUUUGUUAUUGUAUCACACUAUAUUGUGUCCUCCAAUUCGAGUUGACAUUUCAAUGAUUUGAUGCGUCUCCCCUCAGUUAUAUAGGCUGAG